ACAAACUUCUGGUUAGGAGACGACUACCCGGAGCCCACGGCCUCUGCCCACCAUGAGGGGGACCUGUGUCAUUGCAUGGCUGUUCUCAAGCCUGGGGUGGUGGAGACUCGCCCAGCCAGAAACAGACGCAUCUCGGUGCCAGAGAACAGAGCACCCGGUCAUUUCCUAUAAAGAAAUUGGCCCCUGGUUACGGGAGUUCAGGGCGAAGAACGCUGUGGAUUUCUCGCAGUUAACAUUUGACCCAGGACAGAAAGAACUUGUGGUAGGAGCAAGAAACUACCUCUUCAGGUUACAGCUUGAGGAUUUGUCUCUGAUCCAGGCCGUGGAGUGGGGAUGUGACGAAGCCACCAAGAAGGCCUGUUACAGUAAGGGCAAAUCAAAGGAGGAAUGUCAGAACUACAUCCGGGUGCUUUUGGUGGGUGGCAACCGGUUAUUUACCUGUGGGACCAAUGCUUUCACGCCUGUCUGCACCAACCGCUCGUUGAGCAACCUGACCGAGAUCCAUGAACAGAUCAGUGGCAUGGCCCGCUGUCCCUACAGUCCCCAGCACAAUUCCACGGCUCUUCUCACGGCCGGCGGGGAACUCUAUGCCGCCACGGCCAUGGAUUUUCCCGGCCGGGAUCCUGCCAUUUACCGAAGCCUGGGCAUCUUACCUCCUCUCCGCACAGCGCAGUACAACUCCAAGUGGCUCAAUGAACCGAACUUCGUGUCAUCUUACGACAUUGGAAAUUUCACCUACUUCUUUUUCCGAGAAAAUGCCGUGGAGCACGACUGUGGGAAAACCGUGUUCUCCAGAGCUGCCCGGGUCUGCAAGAAUGACAUCGGGGGACGAUUCCUGCUCGAGGACACCUGGACCACGUUCAUGAAGGCCCGCCUGAACUGCUCCCGGCCCGGGGAGGUUCCCUUUUACUACAAUGAGCUGCAGAGCACUUUCUUCCUGCCCGAGCUGGAUCUGAUCUAUGGCAUCUUUACCACUAACGUGAACAGCAUCGCUGCCUCGGCCGUGUGCGUCUUCAACCUGAGCGCCAUCUCCCAGGCCUUCAACGGGCCCUUCAAGUACCAGGAGAACUCGCGCUCCACCUGGCUACCGUAUCCCAACCCCAACCCCAACUUCCAGUGUGGCACAGUGGACCAGGGCCUGUACAUGAACCUGACGGAAAGGAACCUGCAGGAUGCUCAGAAGUUCAUCCUGAUGCACGAGGUGGUCCAGCCCGUGACCUCGGUGCCCUCUUUCAUGGAAGACAACAGCCGCUUUUCCCACGUGGCCGUCGACGUGGUGCAGGGCAGGGACAUGCUUGUCCACAUCAUCUAUCUGGCCACCGACUAUGGCACCAUUAAGAAGGUGCGGGCGCCCCUGGGCCCGGAUGGCCACAGCUGUCUGCUGGAGGAGAUCGAGCUCUUCCCCGAGCGGCGCGGGGAGCCCAUCCGGAGCCUGCAGCUCGUCCACAGCCGGAGCAUCCUGUUCGUGGGCCUGCACGGGCACGUGGCCAGGAUCCCGCUCAAGAGGUGCGGGAGCCACCGCACCCGCAGCGCCUGCAUUGGGGCCCAGGACCCUUACUGCGGCUGGGAUAUGGUGAUGAAGAAAUGCACGAGCCUGGAGGAGAGCCUCAGCAUGACGCAGUGGGAGCAGAGCGCCUCCAGUUGUCCCACGAGGAAUCUCACCGUGGACGGGCACUUUGGCGCGUGGUCUCCGUGGACGCCCUGCACGCACACCGAUGGCAGCGCCGUGGGAUCCUGCCUGUGUCGCACCCGCUCCUGCGACAGCCCGGCCCCCCAGUGCGGAGGCUGGCAGUGCGAGGGUCCCCGCAUUGAGAUCGCCAACUGCUCCAGGAACGGAGGCUGGACCCCCUGGACCCCGUGGUCUCCGUGCAGCACGAGCUGUGGGAUCGGCUUCCAGGUGCGCCAGCGGUCGUGCAGCAACCCCACCCCCCGGCACGGGGGCCGCGUGUGCGUGGGGCAGAACCGCGAGGAGAGGUACUGCAAUGAGCAUUUGCUGUGUCCCCCGCACAUGUUCUGGACAGGCUGGGGUCCUUGGGAGCGGUGCACGGCCCAGUGCGGGGGCGGCAUUCAAGCUCGCCGCAGGACCUGCGAGAACGGACCUGACUGCGCCGGCUGUAACGUGGAGUACCAACCCUGCAAUAUCAACCCAUGCCCCGAGCUGAAGAAGACCACACCCUGGACGCCCUGGACGCCGGUCAACAUCUCAGACAACGGGGGCCACUAUGAGCAGCGAUUCCGCUACACUUGCAAAGCCCGCCUGCCGGACCCCAAUCUGCUGGAAGUGGGAAGACAGAGAAUCGAGAUGCGGUAUUGUUCCAGUGACGGCACCAGCGGCUGCUCUACAGACGGCCUUUCUGGUGAUUUCCUGCGUGCCGGGAGAUACUCAGCCCACACCGUCAACGGGGCCUGGUCAGCCUGGACGUCGUGGUCCCAGUGCAGCCGCGACUGCAGCAGGGGCAUCCGGCACCGGAAGCGGGUUUGCAACAACCCCGAGCCCAAGUAUGGGGGCUUGCCUUGCCUGGGUCCUUCCCUGGAAUACCAGGAAUGCAACAUUCUGCCCUGCCCAGUGGAUGGCGUGUGGUCUUGCUGGUCCCCCUGGUCAAAGUGCUCGGCGACCUGUGGCGGUGGACACUACAUGAGGACCCGCUCGUGCACAAACCCAGCGCCGGCCUACGGAGGAGACAUCUGCCUGGGGCUACAUACGGAGGAGGCUCUCUGCAACACGCAGCCCUGCCCCGAGAGCUGGUCGGAGUGGUCAGACUGGUCUGAGUGUGACGUGUCUGGAGUCCAGGUCCGUGCCCGCCAGUGCAUCCUUCUGUUCCCUGUGGGCAGCCAGUGUUCUGGAAACACCACGGAGAGCCGGCCGUGUGUCUUUGAUUCCAAUUUCAUCCCAGAAGUAUCUGUGGCAAGAUCCAGUAGUGUAGAAGAGAAGAGGUGUGGGGAGUUCAACGUGUUCCACAUGAUCGCCGUGGGGCUGAGCAGCUCCAUCCUGGGCUGCCUCCUGACACUACUCGUCUACACCUACUGCCAGCGGUACCAGCAGCAGUCCCACGAUGCCACUGUCAUCCAUCCCGUCGCUCCCGCCCCUCUCAACACCAGCAUAACCAACCAUAUUAACAAACUGGACAAAUAUGACUCCGUGGAGGCCAUCAAGGCAUUUAACAAAAACAACUUGAUCCUAGAGGAAAGAAACAAAUACUUCAACCCGCAUCUCACUGGGAAGACCUAUUCUAAUGCCUACUUUACAGAUCUCAACAAUUACGACGAGUACUAAUAGCUGUUAUAUUUUUGGCUUCUUGUAAUUCCCCAGUUCCUCAAGGCCCGUGCUCCAUGACUGCCCAUGUUUCCAAGGCUUCACAGUUGAAGUUUGGAUACAUUUCAAGUGCAUUUCAAGCCACGAGUUUCCCAUUGCUGCCAAAAACAGACAUCCUUAAAAGCAACACAGAUCUAAAUAUGAUGUCUUGAAAAUCUGGUCUAAAUGCUUGAUCAUUGUUGAAUGAGCCAUGGUGUGAAGCUUCGUUUUGUUUUGUUUUAUUGUGUUCAGUCCAUUUUUCCUAACAAGUCACUUGUUUUCUUGAGCUUUUUAAUAAAUGUACCACCCACAUGGGAAGGAGUCUUUAGAAAUAGGAAUGUCUUCCUGCUCUUAAACAUAAAUCUUUACGAUGUUUUAAUUCAAGAAAACAGACACUUCAGCUGAGAGUCCCCGUUCUCCAUAAGGGAGUGUCAGGUUUAUAAGUAUUUGAUAAAAUGAAGAAGAUGAAUGUGGCCAUAGUUAUUUCCCAUGGAUCUCCCGUCUUCCCAAUCUGGAUAAUUCUGUGGCAUCCUUGGAAGCAACUUGUGUGUUUGGACUUGGAAUGGUUCCUGCCUAGGGACAAACAGGGAGUCACCCUGGCUUAUAUCCACCAAAGCGAUGUCAUGAGGUAUGACACACUCUUCCCCUGGUCAUGAUGGAGUUACUGUGAAACCCCGGUGGAGGUGAGUGUACAGACCAGACGCACAGACUCCAGGAAGGGUCCAGCAUUCUGCGUGAUGAGCUGCAAGGCCAGCCACAGUCUCCUGGAUCUCACAGCACUCCUGGGAGCUCCUGGCCAUGCAGCUGGCCUAGAAGCCCACCCGCCCAGAAUCCCACCCGUCCAAUCCAUAGUAGCAUCCUGAAGAGACAAUCUGUAAAACCAUUACUUGCUCAACACUUGGAUAUACUCCACACCUGCUCUGUCCCUACAAAGAAAACCCUUAAAUAUUCGUGGCACCAAUGAGGGAAAGCAUUAAAAAUACUGAAAUGUAAUGGAAACCAACUUUUUUUUUUAAUCUUCCAUGUUGCGGAAAGGAUUGAAAGACCUGACAUUUAAUGAAAAGCAACUUUCUAUUUUCUGUCUCCUGAUAAAACGAGCGUAUGGCCAUCAGCCCCUUCCCAGAGCAUUACAGACGUGCAAAGCUGGCUUUCCGCACCCCGGCGCUGUACAUAGCGGAGUGCUCCCCAAGCCGCCCUUGGCUGCCUCCAGGUCAGGUGGGGAGGAGACAUUCAGUUCUGGUGCCUUUGGCUUCUGUCUCAGUGCUGCCUUCCUCCACCCCCCCUCCCCCU
This is a messenger RNA of Hyaena hyaena (striped hyena), 4582 nucleotides long. It is a transcript of the gene SEMA5A, whose product is annotated as semaphorin 5A. NCBI's taxonomy places the organism in Eukaryota, Metazoa, Chordata, Mammalia, Carnivora, Hyaenidae. The coding region runs from base 53 to 3274 and encodes 1073 amino acids. The record is from RefSeq and is a predicted model, not a curated record. Gene Ontology annotation, molecular function: semaphorin receptor binding; chemorepellent activity. The transcript is spliced from 21 exons. Gene Ontology annotation, biological process: neural crest cell migration; axon extension; semaphorin-plexin signaling pathway.